AACAACCAUACCGGCAGCUUCGAGCUGAUUACACUCCAGCGGCCAGCACACACACUUUUGUGAGCUAAUGGAUGCUUUCCAGCUUCUCUUUCUUGUUGCAGUGGUGACAUCCAUAUCAGAAUGGAAAUCAGUUUCAGAUUCUGGCAAAUCACAAUGUGAGAUCAUGAAUGAGGAGAGCAUUACCGUGCUUGAAGGGGAGUCUCUUUUUUAUGUACCUUUUAUUUUAGAACCAAACUUCAACAAUAAAAAUGUUAAAUGGUACAAAUAUAGCACCCAAAUUCAGAAUAUUUCCUCUGAUAAGAAAGCCAGGGUGCAUUACCAAGGCGAAGCACUGUUUCUCUUAAACCUCAACAUUUCUGAUUCUGGAGAUUACGCUGCUUGGGAAAUCAAGUCUUCAGGACAAUGUUUUAACCACCCUGUGAAAAUUGAAGUGUUCAAUGCAAGUUACAGAGGAAGCAAGAUGUUAAACUACGGAGAAAUCAAAAACUCUGACCAGAGUAAAAAGGUCCCAUGUCCAGAACGAGUCCAAAGCACAUGUAGUGCAUUCAAAGGAAACAUCACCUGGUACAAGGACUAUACUCUUAUUGAAGAUCAGCAUGAAGUCGAAUUGAGAGUGCAUAAUGCUACCAAAGACCACGAGGGCCUCUACACCUGUAUUUGUACCUGGGCAUACAAUAAUAAGGUGUACAGUACGUCAGGUUCGAGGGAACUUAUACUUCUAGAAAAAGCUGUGCACUACCUAGAAAUUUUGACCCCAGCUGAUGAGUCGCAGGAGCAGUUUGCUGAUGAAGGCUCGGAGAUUAAGCUGAAUUGCUCAGUUUUGUGUGGGACUAAUGUGAAACAUGACUGUAAUGCCAGCUGGUACAUCAAUGGAAUUCCUUUCAAAAACAGGGAUGGUUAUAGUCAAACUACCAAAAUAGCAACUGAGGAACCUUCAAAGAAUACCAUUGCCACUGCAAUCCUCACCAUUAAAAAAGUGUCUGCUAAGGAUUUUCAACAGAAGUUUAAGUGUUUUGGCGAGGGCUAUUACGUAACAAAGAAUGCCACUUUAACUCUUAAGCGGAAAGAAUCCAUAAUUCCACUUGCCAUUGGAGGAGUAUGCAUGUUAUUCGUUGGUGUUUUUGUCGCUGUUUUGGUCAAAUACUUUGCCAUUGACUUAGCCCUGUUCUUCAGACCCUACUUCCCACUAAGCAGUAGCAAUAAAGACACAAGUUUAUAUGACGCCUAUGUGGUCUACCAGACACCAAUGGACAAGAUCACUGAGGACACACUCUCUCAGUUUAUCACACAGACUUUGCCCUCUGUCCUCGAAGAUAAGUGCGGAUAUCGGCUCUUUAUCCACGGGAGGGAUGACAUACCAGGGGAAGAUCGUCUGGAGUUGGUGGAGAAAUGCAUGAAUCAGAGCAGGAGGCUCAUGGUCAUUCUCACACCAGAUCUGGGAUCAGGCUCCAUGACGACAGAGCGAUGGCCUGCCUCACCCCAAACCUCAGUGAUGGGAGGGUUUGACUGGCAGGCAACGUGAGCAGGAGCCUUUGUAGCAUCUUUUUUAAAUGGGGGUGGGAGUUGUGGAACCAAGAACAAGGCACACAAGGAGGUCCACAAGAAAUUGUAGGGCCUUGCAAUAUAAAGUGCGUUGAGGCAAGUGUUGUUGUGAUUUAACGCUAUAUAAAUAAAAUGCAAUUUAAUUUCACUGAAACUGGAAUAUUUAGUUAGAGAUCAAUUCAGUGCAGAAUAAUUUGCUGUAGAAAGCAUUAGACAUGGAGUGAGGACCCUGUCAACUGCUUGGCUUUCCUCCUCCUGGCUUUGUAGGAGGCGAACAGGGCAGGAGGCAGGUCCUGAGAGGAAGUACACUUGUUGCCACUGGAUAAUGGUUUAAGAGGCUUGGUGCUAACAUCCUCUCUAUCUUCUCCACAGUAGACAAAUUUGUUUUGCUUAAUUAUCUUUCUUUAAAAUAUGACUGAUUUAGCCACUUCACACUUCUUUUCAAUUUCAAUUAAUUACAUAAAUUUUUGUUCCUUUUAUAUUUGUCUGUUUGAAAUUUUGAGCUGGCUAAUGACAAAAGUUUUCAGAAUCCUGUGCAGCCCUGUGUCCCAUUUCAGACUUAUUACAUGAAAAGUUGUGUUGCACAAGUAUAAUUUUGUGUUGGAUAACUGUUUUGCAGUGUGGAAAAAAGUAUUGAAAAGUUAUACUUCUACUUAAUUAGCUUAAUGGUGCACAGGGUGUAUAAUCAAUAUAACUGCACAAUAUAUUUUAAAUACUUAUAGUAUAUACCUAUUGUGUGGAAUUACACUUCAGAUUCUUUUAUCAUUUUAAAAAAUACCUACAAGUGGAAUCCAAACUGUAAUAUUUGCAUCCAAAAUAUAGUGGAGUAGAAGCAGAAUAUGGUACAGCACUUAAAUAAAGUGCAAGUAAAGUAGUCAAGUAAAUAUAAGUUAUAUUCCUGUACUCUAAUUUAUUGGUAUUGCAUGAUGUAAGAUACUGGUACUCUAGUACAAUACCGUCGGUGGGAAAAGUACAAUACUUUUACAGCAAAUCUAAGGAAACAAGUGCACAUAGAGGGAAAAAAAUCCUUGUGGAGAAAUGUAGCAUAACCUCCACACACUGUUACCAUUACAUUUUUAUUCAAUUACAACUUUUUGGUCCUUGCAAACUUUGUCAGAUACAGAGAUAAAGUGUCCAUGCAAACAUUUGCAUCUAUGCAUGCAUUCAGUAAGGUUCGGCCAAUUAAGGAUGCCUGGCUAUUAGACAUGUCACACAGACUGAAAUAUUGGAAAUAAAUAAACAUAAUGGUAAACGGGACAAUGUGUGGCUGUUAUACUAUAUUUCUCCACAAAGACACUAUUUGAAGAAACAGACAUUUGACAUUUGGGGACCACGGCCAUGUGCUACAAGUUCAAUACAUCCACUCCAUAUGGCUUUAUACACGAUGACCAUCAACUUUAUUUUGGUGUAAGUAAGCAAACAAGCAGUAAUAGCAGUUACAGAUAGUUGAAUAGUUGGUGCACAAUUGAAUAUUUUGAAUUUCAUUUUGAAUUUUUCCUUUCAGUUCCAUUAAUUUAUGGUUAGUUUUUACUAAUUUAAUUGUUGGUUUGAACCUUUUUAUUAACAUAAUGUGGGUGACAUGUUAAGAAGUUUAGAAAAGGCAUUGCAGUUAUCAGGCGUCACUUACCUUGACACUAGCAAAGGUAAGUGACCUAUCAUAUCUUAAUUUAUUCAUGUAAAUAGGGAGGCUUCUUCACACACUAAGGUUAAUUAUGGAGUUACACAGGGUUCUGUACUAGGACCAUUUCUAUUUACAUUAUACAUGCUUCCCUUAGGCAGCAUUAUUAGAAAGCAUAGCAUACGUUUUCCUUAUUAUGCAGACGAUACCCAGCUUUAUGUAUCCAUGAAGCUCGAUUUUAUCCAUAUAACUACCCCUUUUUCACUCUCUGUGUGUUCAUACACUGCUCUGCAUUUAAUCAUCAGUUCUUAUUAAUCUGGCUCUUGUCACACCGUGUUUUUUCUCCUAUCUCCCCUAACCCCCAAAUGGCUGCGCUUCCUUAAUCCUGGUUCUGCUAGCAGUUUCUUCCUGCUAAAAAGAAGUUUUUCCUUCCCACUAUCACAAAAUCCUUGCUCAUAGGAAAUUUUCUGAUUGUUGUGGUUUUCUCUCUAUUGUCAUAGGAUCUUUACCUUAGAAUAUAAAGCGCCUUGAGGCAUCUGUUGCUGUGUUAAUAAGGAAUAGAUUGAUUGUUGUGAAAACAAAUGAUUCUACUUAUAUGUGUAUUAUGGCAUCAUAUUUUUAUGUGUAGCACUACUAGAUAGCAUUUAUGUAAAUAAAAAUACUAAGUGUACAGUGAAAGGGUGACUAAAGUGUUGUUGAUGAU
Pundamilia nyererei is the source of this 3863-nucleotide messenger RNA. RefSeq names its product interleukin-1 receptor-like 1. The transcript is spliced from 12 exons. The coding region runs from base 68 to 1522 and encodes 484 amino acids. NCBI's taxonomy places the organism in Eukaryota, Metazoa, Chordata, Actinopteri, Cichliformes, Cichlidae. The record is from RefSeq and is a predicted model, not a curated record. Gene Ontology annotation, biological process: signal transduction.